UUCUGUUCAUUAUUUCUGAGAAAAUUAUAUAUGAAUCAAUAGAACUAUCAAUUAAAAUUGACAUCAGUUCCAAUUAAUUUUUUAAUCAAAGUCUCAUCGCGAUUGUUUAAUGCAAACUCGUGAUUUUUGCUGAUUUGGUUUAUUUUAUACAAAUUGCUGUUGGUUUUCAUAAUUCAAAAUCACAGACUAAAAAGUGUAUAAAAGCAGCUCAGACCCAUAGAAAUCAUUAGUCUAAUAAUUAAUUAUUGUUCACCUAACAACUACCAGUCAUAAUGAUUCGAGCUGCUUUAUUCAUUCCUUUAUUUGCCUUGGCCGCUGCUGCUAGCCUUUCACUUGACUCCCAAUGGGAAUCAUUCAAGACUAAAUACGGCAAAUCUUAUGAAUCAAAUGUAGAAGAAACCUACAGACGAAGUGUUUUUGCUCAGAAAAUGGAAUUGAUCAAGGCUCACAAUGAAAGAGCGAACAAUGGUGAAUUUACCUACAGAAAAGGAAUCAACAAAUUCUCUGAUUUGACCACCGAGGAAUUCAAAGCAAAAUACCUUGGAUUCAAGGCAACUGCUCGUCGAAUCGCACCUUUCAUUUACAAGGUAAACAAGACCGUCAAAGCUCCAACCUUAGUUGAUUGGAGAACCAAAGGAAUCGUUAGUGAAGUCAAAGAACAACAGGAAUGUGGUGCGUGCUGGGCUUUCUCUGCCAUCGCUGCUAUCGAAGCAGCUAAUGCCCAAAAAACUGGUAAACUUGUUGUACUUUCAGAACAAAACGUGUUGGAUUGCUCAUGGAAAUAUGGUGAUCAAGGAUGCGGUGGUGGUUACAUGGAUGAUGCUUUCUUAUAUGUUAAAGACAACAACGGCGUUGAUACUGAAAAAUCUUAUCCAUACAUUUCUGGUGACGGACAAGAUUACCACACAUGUCGAUACAAUGAAUCCAACAAGGGUGCUUCAAUCGCAUCCUUUGUCGAUAUACCAGAAGGUGACGAGGAAGCCCUUUUAUCUGCAGUUUCUGAACAUGUUGUUGCAGUCGCCAUUGAUGUUGGACCACUCCAUGAUUAUGAAGCUGGUAUUUUAAAUACCAACGAGUGUUCAAGUGACCCUAAAGAUCUUAGCCAUGCUGUAGCUGUUGUGGGAUACGGUUCUGAAAACGGUAUUCCAUUUUGGAUUGUCAGGAACAGUUGGGGUCAAGAUUUUGGUGAAUCAGGUUAUUUCAGAUUGUACAGAGGUAGCAACAUGUGCGGUAUUGCUAACCUAGCUUCUUAUCCAAUUGUUUAAAUUGUCAAUAACUGUUUUAUGAACCUGAACUUAUUGAUAGAUUAAAUUUUAAGAAAAAAUUGCUUCACUAA
This is a messenger RNA of Tetranychus urticae (two-spotted spider mite), 1336 nucleotides long. RefSeq names its product crustapain. The record is from RefSeq and is a predicted model, not a curated record. Gene Ontology annotation, molecular function: cysteine-type peptidase activity. Gene Ontology annotation, biological process: proteolysis. Lineage: Eukaryota; Metazoa; Arthropoda; Arachnida; Trombidiformes; Tetranychidae.